Molecule: messenger RNA, 2232 nt
Organism: Naegleria lovaniensis
Lineage: Eukaryota; Heterolobosea; Eutetramitea; Acrasida; Naegleriidae
Exons: 4
Coding region: 1-2232 (743 amino acids)
Source: RefSeq, a predicted model, not a curated record
AUGUUUCCGAUGCCAUUCAAACAACAGCAGCAGCAACAAUUUUCAUAUCCAUCCGCUUCCUCCUCUUCACAACAACCACCACAACAAUCACAACAUUAUGGUUUUUUUCACAACAACAACCAACAUCAACAACAGUUUUAUGAUGACAACCAUCCCAAUGAACAAUUUUUUAUUGGAGGAAUUUCCAAUGCAUCAAAUCAACCACAACAACCAUAUCAACCUCAACCACAACACCAAAUUCUAACCUAUCCCAAUAAUAAUAAUAAUAAUUUUAUCCAUCCAACAACAACGUCUUCAUGGUCUGCCAGUCUUUCUGAAUCGGGACAUUCCUCCUCGGCAGGUCAUUACCAACACGAUCAUUUGCAGCCACAACCACACCUCACAACAACAACAACAACGAAUAUUAACACAUCGACGAGUUCUCUUUUUGAUGGAGUGAAACAAUUCUUUACAGGAAUUUUAACUCCAGAAAUUCCAUUUUCAUCAACGUCGAGAAAUCAUGGCCACGAUGAAGAUGAUGAAGACGAUUCGUCAAGUGAGGAAGAUCCCGAGAGAGACAUUGAAGAAUUGUAUGGAUUGACAAAAAAGAAGCGAUCACAAGAGGUACGAAGACCAAGUCAUAAUGUCACUCAUCAUCAUGAUCUCGGUCAUGCUUCUGAAGCAGUAGAGGGCAUGACAUUUGGAAAUUCAAAAAUUAUCUCAACGACUGGCCGAGGUCAAUUACUUUCACCCAACAAGGACUUUGAUUUAUCUAAAUGUUCAAAAUUGGCUGUAAAAUUGAGAUAUGAAAAAACAGUCGUUGAAAAACAAAUGGAAAUGGAACGAGAGUGGAUGAUGUGGAACUCGACGAGAAAACCAACGUCACAAGAAGAAGAAACCAUGUAUGACAAGUUGAAAACGAGAGAAAAAUUUCAUGAUGAUCAUGAUUAUGGUUUCUAUGACGAUCUUGCCAACGAGACACCAACCACAACUACCGUUAAAGAAAAAUCAGAAACCUCUAAAAUCUCCAAAACAAAAGAACAAAUCAUUGAAGUGGAUGUUCCUUUCACAAUGUAUGCCAUCGGUUAUACAAGCUUCGGAGCACCUCUCUGUAUUUCAAGCUCAGAUCAAAAAAACGGACCCAAAACGAUUCACAGCAUGGCAUCCAUUCCAAAGCAUGAAAAAAUUUUGAAAAAGAAAUCACUCAAAUUGGAAGAAAUUUCACAAUUUGAAAGCUUUCGAUUUUUGGAUACACGCACACAAAAUUCUGGUGUUGCAACAACAAGUAGUACGGUCAUGAAUGAGAGUGACACGGCAUUGGAUAGCGGAGAUGCAAAUGAUACAGGUGCCAAUGCUCUCUUAUCUGUUCAAGAAGAAAUAGUGACCUUAAAUUUGAAAAAACCAAAAGCCUUUGCACCAAACAAGAACAAUUCGGGAGAUUCAUCAUCCUCUUCAAUACUAUUGCAUGACGAGAGAUUUCACUAUGUGAUAUUUUUUGUGGAAUUUGUCAUGCCUGAAACCAUUCUCAAGGAACGAAUUCAAAAAUCUAAAGGGGAUACGACCAUUGUAAAACAUGUACCAUUUUGUAAUCGAAUGCAAUUAAGUAUUUUAGACAUUUCCUAUGGAGAAGACAAUGCAAGAGAGCUCUGUCGAUUUUACACCAAUGUAAAUAAUACCAAAAAUUAUUUCGGAAAGCAAAUUGUUGGAGGAAUUCAUUUUAAAACAAAGGAAAGAAUUUGGAAAUUUAGAUCGAGUAAUGAAUUUAAACCAAUACCACCUCGGAAAUUAAUUGUGAAAUUGGAGAGCGUGGAAGAUAUACCAUUUUUGUCGGAUGUGUAUAUUUCUCUAUGGUUUACAGAUAGAAAGUUUAAAACAAAGGUCAUUAAGAGUAAAAAUCCAAAAUUCAAUGAAACGUUUGAAUAUGACAUUUCAUGUGUGGCCAGUGAAGCAGAGACAUGUUAUAGCGUCAUGUUUGAACCCGUUCGUAUUCUUCUCAAAGAAAAGAAAGCUUUCCAAAAAGAGAAUAAGCGUUUAAUUGGAGAAGUGAGCUUACCACCUCUUCCCCAUAUUUUCUCAGGCAACAAUUAUGUGUUUGCCUUUUCAUUUCCACCAUUGGCAAGUAAUACGAGUGAAGAAGAACGCUCAGAUCGAAAGAAGGGACCUAUUCUAUGUUUUUCAUCCGAGUAUGGGUUACAGAAUCAGGGAACCAUGACAUCGGCACGGGCCAAGGUAGCUCUGUUUUUGGCGUGGUAG